This is a messenger RNA of Platichthys flesus (European flounder), 3788 nucleotides long. It is a transcript of the gene pkp3a, whose product is annotated as plakophilin 3a. Gene Ontology annotation, cellular component: adherens junction; nucleus; cytoplasm. Gene Ontology annotation, molecular function: cadherin binding. Lineage: Eukaryota; Metazoa; Chordata; Actinopteri; Pleuronectiformes; Pleuronectidae. The record is from RefSeq and is a predicted model, not a curated record. The transcript has 13 exons. The coding region runs from base 97 to 2610 and encodes 837 amino acids. Gene Ontology annotation, biological process: cell-cell adhesion; cell-cell junction assembly.
CUCAGUCGCCUCCGCCACGUUCAGCGGACACACAACAACCUGUUCGCAGCUGCGCUCUGUCCGGACGCCAGCGUCUCUCCUCCUAACCUUUCCACCAUGAGUGUCGUGGGCUCUGAGAAUGUCUUUCUGUCCGCCCUGCAGCCCCACACAUCCGUCACCACUUACGGGCUCCCGUCUGAGGUCCGCCUCGGGAAUGGGGGCUCCGCGUCGGACGAGGUGUCCAGAUCGCGGCGGGUCCAGCAGCAGGUCCAGAUGAGACUCGCGGAGAAGUCCACACUUCCGCGUCAGAAUGGAUCCGCCUUGCAUUACGCCGCGUCAGAAUACGGUGGCACUUCAUCAGUGAAAUAUCACACCUACAACCCCAACUUCAGCUCAAAGUCCUCCUACAUGACCUCCGGCUCCAGAACAUUGCCUCAGGCUCCUCGUGUAUCCCAGUCAGGCUUCAGCGCCCGGUCCGCCGGCCCAGAUAUGGCCCAAUUCCACAGGAUCAGUAUUGGAGGUGGUGGAGCAGGAGCUGGUGGUGGUGGUGGUGGUGGUUUUUACAGAGAGGACAUGCGCAUGGGCAGCUACCAGGGCAACACCAAUACCCAGCCCCGAAUGGACUCAGAUACCCUCUCUAUGCACACGAUGCGGCAGCAUUCCCAACCUACGUUUCCCUGGAUGGUCGAUGCCAGCGACGCCGGAAGCUUAGUCUCGGACCGGGACGCCAUCUACAACCACCAGUACAGCCAGGGCACAGUAAACGGCUAUAGCAGCCAGAAGAGGCAAGGAGGAGGCGGCCUGGCCUACGCGCCAAGCAUGCAGCGCUCACUCAGUGGCACUCUUUCCCGUGUCGGAGGGAUGGCAGGAGGGGAUGCAGAGAUCGUUCACCAACAGUCUUUCAAAGGCCCGGCCCACCGCACCAUCAACAGGAUUACAAACCGAAACCGCCUGAGCAUGGGCUCCGUGUCUGGGAGCUCCUACGGUAGAGGAGGGGACAUGGUGGACAGGGGCUUCAUCGGUUCUGGAGUGGGCUCGGCUUCCCAGGGGAACCUGAUCAUGCCGCGUCAGGGCACCCUGUCCCGCGCCAUGUCAACCAAAAGCAUUCAGAGUUGCGGCCGGGGGAUGGACAUCUUCAAUGGGCAGAUGGAGAUGGGAGCCAGCAUGGCCAACCUCAGCGGGAUCACCUCCUUGGAUAUGGCCACAGCUAUACAGCACCUGAGGGAGCCCGACCAUGAUUUACAGGUCCUAGGUGCCGCCUACAUUCAACAUGAGUGUUACAACGACAACGACGCCAAACAAGAGGUGCGUCGUUUGAAGGGCAUCCCUGAGCUGGUGAGGCUCUUCAACAGUGACAACCAGGAAGUGCAGCGCUACGCCACUGGCGCCACACGCAACCUCAUCUACGAGAGCAUGGAAAACAAAGUGGCGCUGAUCGACGAGGGCGGCAUCCCGCAGCUGGUCGAGGGGCUCAAGGAGAACGACGACGAGCUCCACAAAAACAUCACAGGUAUUCUGUGGAACCUUUCAUCCAAAGACAACCUGAAGGAGAAGCUGGCCCGGGAGACGCUUCCUGAGUUGACCGAGAAGGUCCUCAUCCCUCUGUCCGGCGGCGGAGACACUGAGGACAUCUAUCAGUCCGCCUCCGAGGCCGACAUCUACUACAACACCACGGGUUGCCUCAGGAAUCUGAGCUCUGUGAACGAGAAGACCCGUCAGCAGAUGAGAGAGACCCACGGACUGGUGGACUCUUUGGUCGCCUACAUCAAGUCCUCCCUCGACCAGAACAAGGCAGAAGACAAGGGGGUGGAAAACGCAGUGUGCGUCUUGCGGAACCUCUCCUACCAGCUCUACAGUGAGAUGCCUCCAUCUGCCAUGAUGCGCCUGGAAGGACCGACCAGGGAUCAGGACUCAGGGAUGGGCGAGGCCAUUGGUUGCUUUACACCCCAGAGCAGGAAAGCUAAAGACAGAAAGCCCCAGGAUCUCUCCACUUUCAGCGAGGUGGCACGGGUGCCGAAGGGCGUGGACUGGCUGUGGCACCCUCAGAUAGUCGGGUUGUACAACCGCGUGCUGCAUCAGUGCGAGAUCAACUCCACCACCCGCGAGGCAGCUGCCGGAGCUCUGCAGAACAUCACAGCCGGAGACAAGCGGUGGGCGUCAGUACUGAGCCGGUGGGCUCUGGAGCACGAGCGCAUUAUGCCAACGCUGCUGGACCUGCUACGUACCAACAAGGACCUGGAGCUGCGUUCCCUCACAGGCCUCCUCCGAAAUCUGUCCCGCCAUGCCAACAACAAGGACGACAUGGCAACGAAGGUUGUAAACCAACUGGUGACCAAGCUGCCGGACGAUGAGCACCAGAAGGAGCCGUCCAGCGAUGUGGUGGUGAACAUCUGUGGUAUUCUCAACAACCUGGUGACGGGCAGCCAUUUAGCAGCCAGAGACAUCAGCUUUCACAACGGCCUGCCCAAACUGGUCGCCAUCAGGAACUCGACCGGCAGCAGCGCUGGGAAGAUGAAAGCAGCCAAGGCAGCAUCCACAGUUCUCACCAACAUGUUCCAGUACAAGAAACUGCACAAAGACUACAAAAAGAAAGGGUUCGUAAAACAGGAUUUUGCUGAUUUGCUGAUUUAAAACAAGUCCGACAGGUGAUGUGUUGCACGUCCACUUCUACCAGCAUUCUAUGGGAGAGCAGUAAAUAAACUCUUCAUUCAAUCCAAAGAUAAUACAUUUUUUUUAUAAUAAGAACCCACCAGUGAUAGAGGAUCGACCCGCUGGAAGAAAAGAGUUUCUGUCUAUUUUAAAAGUCAAUGGACUUUUGUAAGAAAUGUGGUCCAGCUAUGACGGACUAUCGAUGGACUCUGAUACAAAUGUGUGCACCUUAAACUCUCUUUGUUGGAGCUGUGUGUGUGUGUGUGUGUGUGUGUCUGUGUGUGUGUUUAGUGCAGAAUCAGGGAUUUUUUUUCUUCAGGGCUGUGUAUCCAGAUAAAAUCCAAACAGCUGCCCUUUCUAAAAAACUUUUGUUAAACUCCUAAAUGAGAAAAUGCUGGACACUUGUGCCUUUUUCUUCUCAUUGCACUUAUUUCAUAGCAUUAAAUGUCGGUACUAACGUGGCAUUCUUCUUGUAAAUAAUGCUUCCUCUUUUACACAGAAAUCAAUGUUUGAAUAAGUGUAGCCUUGUACUUUUUGGACAAAUGUGUGUAUUAGUGUCAAAAUUAUAACGUGUAGUUAUAAGUGAAUGUACGUCACAGGAGAUCUCUAGAUAUACCGUUUGCAGAGAUGUAAAUAGAUAUUAAUUCAGAAAUCUGGGGAUAAAGAUUGUGCCUUCUAAGUGGACCUUUGUAUUUAGUUGUGGGCUUUUUCUAGUUGCAAAAUCUGUCUUGUCGUAUGAAAUGCUGUGUGAUCACAAUUUUAAUGAGAACUCAUAAAGUAACAUCAAAACUCUCUCCUUCUUGUUUUAUAUAACUGCUGUUCAUCUAAUGUAAUAAAUGGUGCGAGUGUGAAUCACAGGGGUGGAAGGACACAGUCUUACCUUUGUUGACAGAACAAAUGCAAUAUUUGUUUAGUGUAUGAGACCAAUUUCAAAAUGUAACACUUUUCAGAUUGAAUUUAUUUAGAUUGGAAAAAUUAAAUUUAUAUAAAGCGACUUGUGCAAGUUCAUUUAGAGAAAAUAAGCGUUACUAAAGUGUGUAUGUUUCUGUGUUGGCGUUUUGAAAAAACACUGAGUUCUCAUAUUUGCUUUUGCGUUGUAUUCAGGCACGUGUAUCAUCUGGAUCUUUUUCAGCUAAUAAAGAGAAAAUGUGGAAAUGAAA